Molecule: messenger RNA, 2260 nt
Organism: Oncorhynchus nerka (sockeye salmon)
Lineage: Eukaryota; Metazoa; Chordata; Actinopteri; Salmoniformes; Salmonidae
Product: AH receptor-interacting protein-like
Exons: 7
Coding region: 44-1072 (342 amino acids)
Molecular function (GO): peptidyl-prolyl cis-trans isomerase activity; protein binding
Source: RefSeq, a predicted model, not a curated record
UCUCGCGAGCUCUCCCGAAGAUAGGCAGUCGGGGGAAACAAGGAUGGAGGAACUGGCUAUCAAGCUACUCGCAGAAGGCAUUCAGAAGAAAGUGGUCAGUCCAGGCAAAGGAGAGCUUUCAACGUUUCCUCAUGGGACCAAGGUGAUAUUCCACUACCGCUCCAGCCUGUGUGAUGGCACGGUGCUGGAUGACUCCAGGACCAUGGGGGGCCGGAGCAAGCCCAUGGAACUCAUCUUGGGAAAGAAGUUCAAGCUGGCCGUGUGGGAGCGAGUCAUUGCCACCAUGAGGGAGGAAGAAGUGGCAGAUUUCACAUGUGACGUCAAGCACACAGCCCUGUACCCGCUGGUGUCCCAGUCCCUCAGGAACAUCAGUGCAGGGAAGGACCCCCUGGAGGGCCAGAGACACUGCUGUGGCAUCGCUCAAAUCCACUCACACCAUUCCCUGGGCCACUGUGACCUGGACCAGCUCCAGGCCAACCCUCAGCCCCUGGUCUUCACCCUGGAGCUCAUGGAGGUUUUGACGCCCGGCUCGUUCAGACUGGACAUCUGGGCGAUGACGGACGAGGAGAAGCUGGAGGUGGUGCCUCAGAUCCACGCGGAAGGUAACACCCUGUACAACAAGGGCGACGUGAAGGAGGCGGCCGAGAAGUACCACAAUGCCAUCGCCUGUCUAAAGAAUCUGCAGAUGAAGGAGCGUCCGGGCGAUGCGGGCUGGAUCAAGCUGGACCUCAUGAUCAUGCCCCUGAUGCUGAACUAUUGCCAGUGUCAGCUGGUCCAGGGUCAGUACUACGAGGUGCUGGACCACUGCUCCUCCAUCAUCUCCAAAGACGAGGACAACAUGAAGGCCUACUUCAAGCGGGCCAAGGCCCACGCGGCAGUGUGGAACGAGACGGAGGCGCGGGCGGAUUUUGCCAAGGUGGUGGAGCUGGACCCGUCGCUGGGGCUCUCGGUGGCUAAGGAGCUGAGGGCCAUGGAGGAGAGGAUCCACUCCAAGGAGAAGGAGGAGAAGGGCCGCUACAAGAGUCUGUUCAGCUACGACAGCAACGCCCUGGCCACCGCUACCACGGGCUGAAUUAAGAAGACCAUUAUUCUUGUUAUAAAGAAGAGGAAGAACAGUUGUGGACACAUUGACACGUUUAGUUUUAUCCACACACCAAAGCCAUAUUCACUUUCCCCAUGAAACAUCACUUUCGUGGUGCACAUAGCACAUUCUCUUUCUAGAUUCACUUUUAUCUUUUAUAGAACGACAUUACACACAUCUACCCUCAACAGACCUUCAAAGUUCAGCUUUCCCCUACCGCAAACGCUACGCAAACAGCCAGUUACAUCACACACACAUGACAGGAAUACGCAGGAGAUCCUCCACUUCUGGCAGUAUGACUGGGACAUCAACUUCGGAGACAAUCACCAGAUAUAUAUUUAUGGACACUAGAGCAGUCUCCACCAUUUCCCUCUUUGUUCACCCCUUAUUUAACCCUAUUAAUGUUCAAUAUGACUAUUCAAGUUAAUUACUCUUAUCUUCACUUGUAUCUAUGUUGUUAUUAUUACUGUAUUACAUUUCAUUUGCUAAUUUGUCUUUGUGGUACUGUAUAUUUUAAGCUAGAACAUUUGUAAUGGAGACUCUUGCCCUCAACUCAAACACCACCCCACUUGCCUUUUGGUCAGUCGAACAGAGCUAAUGAUUUGCCAAGUCAUUGGCUUCAGUGAGUGUAGUUUAGGAUAGUGACCAUUUUGGCCCCUAGCUCCUUCCCGGUCUGUGUUCAACAAACUGAAAGGACUGGAUAUGGGAAGGCAAUAUGGUGAAGGCUCCACUUUAGUCUAUUGGAGGCCUGGAAGGAGUAGUCACUGAAGGGCUGGAGAUGGUAAUGGAACUGGGGCGAUGACUCACUGGCAAGCAUAAAGUAAAAGGUCAAGAUAGCCUCUUUUUUUUUUGUAGAGUUCAUUUUCAUAGGUUUGCACAUCAAAUGACUGACGUCUCAUACCAGCAUUUAGCUCAUUUGUCCCUUGUAUUUUGUGAAUUUUAUCUAAAGGGUCACCAUGACUUGACUCAAGUGUCAGUUGUAUGAAAUUGGUGUUAUCUGGCCUGGUUAAAAAGCAGAGUAAACACUACACUCAACAUUGAUUUAAUUGGUAAGCAGUGUUCAACCUGGUUUAACCAGGCUACUUAUUAUGCUUUCUAUAAAAUGUCUACGACGGGACAGUGAAUGCUUUUUGCUGCCAUGUUAUGACUGAGAAGCCAAAUAAAGAGGUGUAACUCUUA